This is a messenger RNA of Hirsutella rhossiliensis, 972 nucleotides long. RefSeq lists its product as uncharacterized. The transcript has 2 exons. The coding region runs from base 1 to 972 and encodes 323 amino acids. NCBI's taxonomy places the organism in Eukaryota, Fungi, Ascomycota, Sordariomycetes, Hypocreales, Ophiocordycipitaceae. The record is from RefSeq and is a predicted model, not a curated record.
AUGGCGCCGGAGCACGAUCUCGGCCCACGCCUGAAGGUUCAAGCUUCGAGACGAUACGGGGUCUCCCGCGGCCGCCUCUGCCUCGACAGCCCUGCCUCGCAAGUUGGCCGUGACCUUCCCCGCGUCGACCAUGGUCUCUUCAACCAGCCUUGGUCCCCCAACGCCAAAUGGGAACAGGGUCGGGAACGUCCUGGCAAAGAAGGACGCCUCAAAGGAAUCGGUAAACUCACCCCCCCGCGAAACCCGGAUGGACCCGACCCACGCUCUCGGGCCCGCACGGCCGUCGUCGGCACCUUCACCAACAGCGUCACAGGCAAACUGCAGCUUCUCCACGUCCGCGACGUCUGGCGGUCCGUCGAGCGCGAACAUGCCAGAAGACGUCACCUCGUUGAUCGCUGGAACGUUCUGGUCGGGGCAGGCGUCACUUCCAUCGCGAACCGCGCCUUCUCCGUUGGGCCCGUGACCUUCACCCUGGCCGCCGGCUUCUUGUCCUUGGUUGAGCAGGGCGAAGAGCUCCUCGAUCUCCACCGGCCCUCCUCGUCCAUGGCGCGUUCCGUGGGCGGCACAACGUGCGCCGUCCGCGCUUUCUCCACCCAGACGGCUCGUUCCGCUCCAUACGAUCGCACACCGACGACGGUACCCCGUGUAUCGAGUCUCCCAGCUCUCCAUCUCCGCCGCGUCGAUCUCGAUCUCGGCGUAGUGGGGUUGUUCCGCUUCAGCCAGACAAGGGCCCUCUCGACCACCCGCCGCCUCACCGACAAGAGACUCGACAGGUCGCUCGGUGCCGGCUUCUCCGCGCCCUGCCACGAGAUGUGGAUCUCGUCCAGUGCUUGCAAAGGGGUGCGGGAGCACUUUGGUGGCCAGCUCCUGCACAUUGUUCGGAAACACCGUGAUGUGGCCCUGACAUGCCUCGGAUACUUCACGCUCUGCCUCUGCCCGCCCGGAAUGCUAUAUCUCGUGACAAACCCGUAA